UAAAGCCCUACUUUCUUUAUAUACUUCACUGCUUUAAAUAAGCCCUUUUUUUCUCUCUCUUACCAAGAGUUGAAGCCGAAUAUAUCGUAACCAUGCCUCCCAUUCAACAUUUCAAGACAGUUUUCUGGUCUCAAAAACAACCUGAACUAACGCUACCCGAUUUCCAAACGGGGUAUGCAGUCUUACACCAAAAGCUAGGACAAAGCAAAGUCGAAAAUGAAGAAAUGAUAUCUUUCUUUAAAGACCGUAUUGCUAUCGAGGAGAGUUAUUCCAGCAAAUUAUCAGACCAGGGAAAAUCCUCAUUAAAAUCAACCGGGUUUGGUCGUGACGAAGGAGCUGGGCUUUUGAAAUGCUUUACUCAAUUGAAAGAAACAAGUCGCCGCAUUGGCGAACAGCAUAAAACCACAGCAGCAGCGGUUACUUCUCAUGUGCUGGUACCUCUGCAAGAAUUUCACGAAGACUACAAGCGCAAUGUGUCUCAUUCCAAACAGGCAGUUGACAGCAUGUUGAAACAAUUUGAUGGUCUUAUCAAAGAGGCUGAAAGAUCAAGACAUGUGUACCAUCGCAAGUGCAAAGAUGCCGAUAAAGCCGAAGAGCAAGCUUUGAAAAAUGCCGUGGCCAACACUCCUGCUACUACAACAGAGGAAAAACCAGCUAAUGUACCUACUCCCCCACCACAGGAAGAUAUGAGUGCAAAUAUCAAUAUUCAGCUCGGAAAUCAAAUCAUGCCUCAAUCAGAAUUAGAUAGCUUAGUUAGACGCAUGCGACAAGAAAUCACUGUCCAGGAUCAUCGUGUACCAAUUUUAGGGACUUAUAAAAACACAUCAACGGGUGAGGAUAUUGCCAUCUGGUUACAGCAUAAUCUACCUCAGUGCAAGGACUCUCCCGCUAUGGCAGACGUCGUGGGACAACAAUUAAUUCAACCUUACAAUAUUUUACGUUUGAUUGGUCAACGCGGAAACAAAUUCACCGCUUCAUCCAACUCUUUCUAUCAAUGGCGUGUGGUAGGCGACGAUGAUAGCUCAAGUGUUUCGUCAUCAACAACUGAAGCAACCUAUAAUGCUUUAGGGGGAUUGAUGGAAAAGAUUGUGACCCCACCUAUCGUGUCGGGUGCAGUAUCGGAAGAACCUCAUAAGAAAACGAGACGUGAGGCCGAGAAGGCAGAUCAAGCUUAUCGUAGCACAGUUAUAAAAUUGGAUCAAAUGCGUAUGGCAAUUGAAGAAGCCAUGUUUGCUCACUUGACUGAAAUGGAACAGGUGGAACUACAACGUAUUCAACAAUUAAAGGACUUUAUAUCUUCAUUUAUUGCUUCCAUGUCUGUCCUCAUUCCUCAGGAUAAAUUAAUAAUUGAAGAGAUGAUGGUGUUUCAAGAAUCGUUAAAACCUGACCAAGAUAUACAAUUCAUUGUUCAACAAUAUGCUGUUUCUGGUUUCUCACCAAAGGCUAUCCUUUAUGACAAUUAUUAUCAUGGUAUCUCGCAUGACCAAGUAUUUGGUGUUCCUCUUGAAGAGUUGGGUAAGCAAUCACCGGAUAAUGUUCCUCGCUUUGUAAGUGAAGUUUUGGCCGCUAUUGAGAAAGGGGCUGAGGAAAUUGACGAUGUUGAAGUUAAAGAGAAGUUGUGGUCUACGCCCUAUGCCUUAGAUCGCGUGCAUGCUACGUGUCUGGAAUUGAACGUCGGUAGUGACGCUUUGACACCCGAAAUGCUUGGAAAAUAUGAGCCACAGUUACUUGUUGCUGUAUUGAGAUAUUUCUUGUUAGAAUUACCAGAGUGUUUGAUGACUUUUGAAUUUUAUGACCCAGUGGAGGCAAUUUUAGGAGGCAAUGGUGAACAAGAUGAAACUUUACGUCUUGCUCCGUUUAGCAAUCUUAUUUCGACGUUACCUGGAUCUCAUUUUGCAACUUUGAAACUCAUUUUUGAAAAUAUUACCAGAUUUAUUUCUAAUGUGGGCGCUUCCGAUGAAACAAUCAAUCUCAUAUGUCAGUCUCUCGGACCGGUUAUUCUUCGUGCUCGCGUAGACUCAUUUUCGAUCUUAAAUAGCAAGACGCCAGUCAAGUUUGUACAGGAGUUGAUCAAACAUAGUAAAGAGAUCUUUUCUGAAUCUACACUCAAACUUCAUGCUGAGAGUGAAAAAAGACGACUUGCUCGACCUAUUAUUGCACCUCAGCCUCAAGGAGACGAAGCUAAAUCUACUAGUAAACGUGCCAAUACUUUAAUGUCGUUCAUGCGGCCCACGAUCAGCACAGCUGAGGAAUUAAAUAAAUGGACUGUGAACUCUAUGAUGGGCGUCUUUCAAAGAAAUACAAAUCAGUCACCAACUGAUCAGCAACCACCACCACCUGCUACAACAAAUAGAUCAGUUCCUUUGGCUUUCGGCUCGACCAUCACGCAAGAUUCUCCGCCAUCUUCGCCUAGAUUAACCGCUGCUACUGCUGCUGCUGUUGAAAAAGUCGAGGAAAACAAGGUGAUGUUUGAUGGUGACCAUAUUUUUGACGAUGAAGUGCAGAACAGUAAGUCUGAGGACAUUUUAAAAGAUAUUGAAGAGAAAUCUACAGAUACCAAAGAAACAAUAAAUGAUGAAAAGAAAAAAGAAGAAGAUAAUACCCAACAACGACCAUCUCAAGGUGGUCAUAUCGAUUCGUCUUUCUUUGAUGACGAUGAUGAAGAAGACGAAAAUUAAAAAUAAAUAAAGAUUUACUGUACUUUUUCUACGUG
Mucor mucedo is the source of this 2713-nucleotide messenger RNA. RefSeq lists its product as uncharacterized. Gene Ontology annotation, biological process: cytoskeleton organization; small GTPase-mediated signal transduction. The transcript is spliced from 4 exons. NCBI's taxonomy places the organism in Eukaryota, Fungi, Mucoromycota, Mucoromycetes, Mucorales, Mucoraceae. Gene Ontology annotation, molecular function: GTPase activator activity. The record is from RefSeq and is a predicted model, not a curated record. Gene Ontology annotation, cellular component: division septum; cell division site; plasma membrane. The coding region runs from base 93 to 2678 and encodes 861 amino acids.